UUUCGCAAGACUACGUUUUAAAUUAGGGAAAUUACAGAGAAGGACGAAAGAAAGAGAGAGCAGAAUCUCGUCUGUAUUUUUUUUAAGUAUCUUGUAAAAUCGGCAUCAUAUUCGGUUUAUGCAGGUGUUAUCAGGUGCUGUGAAGUGUCUGAUGCUUCAAACGAGGUGAAGAAUGGAGUUUAGCGACGAAUAGUUUAGAUUGAGAGAAGAAAGAAAUAAAAAAAAAGAAUGGAUUCAUAUCGAAUCUUUGUGGACUUAUUCAAACAAGCUGCAUCUAUCAAUAAUUUCUGGGAUUUGCCAGAUAUCUUUAAGAAUGGUCCGACAUUCUUCAUGAUUGUUUCGCUCGAACACCGUGAAUCAGCUGUAUGCAGCAUAUUUGACAAAAAUGAUGGAUUAUUGUGCUUCCUUGAUCAUUUACUCAACCAACGGGCUACAAAUCAACAGAUACUACGCGAAAUGGAUGAGACAAUAAAACAAGGAUUUCAUUUUCUUGAAUUUUUCAUUGACAAUUUUUAUACCACUACAUGCUUUGUACAAUAUAUUAAAAAAAUUAAGGAUUUAUGUCAGUCAGCACUGUUAAAAAAAGGCAGUUAUUAUUAUCAAAAGGCUGCUUGUGACAUUUUUACAAAAUUAAUAGAAUUAUUUAAAAAUCAUGAUUUGAUGCUCAACGAUACAAUUAAUAAAUUUGGUAAUAAACAAUUACACUCAAGUGCCUAUAACACAAGAGAAAAAAAAUUUAUAUUUUGUAUAUUUGGUAAAAUAAUUAAGCACAAUAAAAAUAUUUGUUGUGAAAAAUUUUUAAAUGAUACUAUCACUGAACUAAAUUUUAUUGCAUUUAAGGAGUAUGAUGCUUGUAAUACCAACGUAUCCAAUGACUUCCAUAUGUAUAUCGACGCUCUCGCAGACAUGUUGGAUAGUAUGGAACCAGUGGACGUGAGAAAAAGGGAGAUUUUUCGCAAUUCGUACAAGUGGAUUAAGCAUAUCAGCCAAUUACAGAUAAACAAACAUAAUGGAACAGUAAUAAAAUCGGCGAUCGAUCUUCUAUGUCGCCAUAUGGAUCUGUAUCGAGAUUUGUUAUAUUCUGAUUGCAAGCUCUGGCACGACACUCUUCAGUGUUUAUCGCUCAAAACAACUGUUGGUGUUCAUGGACAAAGUGCAUUGAAAAGAUUCUAUCAAGUUAUUGGACAAAUUCUCACAAAUGAAAAUAGUGAAGAGAAUGAUUACAAUGAUACAUUAUUGUACUUUUUGCAGUAUUUUGAAGAAAAAUUCGAAGAUCCUAACUUAAAGUUAAUCACAUCGCGAUUAAUCGUUUACGGCUUCAGUCAAAUGGCAGCAUCAUGCAAAGUGCAUAUGUCUGAUUUUAAAAUAAAAUCUAUGUAUUCCAUUACAACCAGUUACGCACUUCCUCUUUGCUCCAGUGAGCAUAGCGAUUCAACGGGCAUAGAGAGUAUCUGUUAUUAUCAGGAAGCACUCUCGGAAAUAUUGUGUCACAUAACGGACGUUACAAUGGAACAAAUUAACAUUCUCAUAAAGCUUAGUAUUUACACGAUUAAGAGAUUUCCGGAUUUAACAGGAUUUAAUAACGCGCUCAUCGUUUCAACAUUGAUUAAAAUUAUCAGCAAUCUUGCGAUCAUCAAUAAAGAUCUACUACAGCGAUAUCUCGACAGUAUAGUUUACGAUGGCAUUGCAUGGAGUUGUUCGCAUACGUUGGCGCUCGACGCGGAGUUGCAACGGGAACUGAAUGACCUGGAACAGAUGCCAAUAUGUUACAAGAACUAUCUACCAUUGUGGACGGAGCUGCUCAACACCAAGAGGUAUCACGCACGCGGACACAAGCAAUUGGCGCAACACGUAGCUAACACUAUGACGGACGUAUGCAUCAUGUUAAUUAAUCGAUUGAACAUACACGUGAAACGAAUCAACGAGGAUACCGUAUUGUCUGAUGUAGCUCUUACUCAAAGCGCCGUGAAUCAAGCGGACUAUCGCGUGUUUGUGAAUCUUGUGGAUCUAUACGUCGACGUGAUCGACGCUUCGGAGCUGUCGCUGUUUGCCAACAACGUGCACAAAUUUCUCUACGAAAUUAUCCAAUUGUCGUACAAGUAUCCGCUAAUAUCCGGUUUCUACAAACUGAUUCGAGCCGGUACAAAAAUCUUUAUUUAUAUAUCAGAGGAGGAGGAGGAGGAAGAGGAAGAGGAAGAGGAGAAUCGCGCAGAGUCGCGGCGGAUGAAGGUGCUUCUAUCUAAUUACUUGUGUCACAUUCUUGACCUAAUCCCCGGAUUCUCCAACGAGCUAUUGAUCGCGUGCCUUUACCUAAUCUUGGAUGUGCCUUUCGCAUAUGUCGAAAACAUAUUACCGCGUACACUGCUGGCGUUUAAGAUCGCGUUUACCAUCGGUCUUAGUAAUCUGGAGCUCGCGUACACCGCGCUCACCGCUCUAGAGACGUGGACGACAACGAUAACAACGGCGACGCAUAAGCGAGAUGAGCGAACGAAUGAAUUCCUGCGCGAAAUCAUCGUGUACCUAGAGCCGUACUUGCGCAGCACGGAGAGCUCUGUCGAAAUCUCGCAGGACUUGACGAGAACGAACAAACGCGUGAGACGCGUUGACGUGAUCGACACCGAGUAUACGCUGCGAAACUUUCAACGGCGAGUUCUGUUGUUUCUCGGAUCGCUCGAUCACGAUCUGCUGACGAGUUUCGUAUACGAGCGCGCUUCUCGCAGCACCGGGGCAUCCUGGAAUCGCAAAGACCUCCUCAAAUAUAAAUUGCCAUUGCCAGAUACACGACUGGAUAUCUACUUCGAUCGGAUACUACCGCGAAUAAUUACGCUAGCACGCGACUCGAGCGAUCGGCGCACCAAGAUCGCAGCUUGCGAGGUUCUGCACUCGAUAAUAGCUUACGCCCUUGGCUUCACCGCGCGAUACCUCUCUGAUCCAGAAGAUCGUGAUAAAACUAUCGCUCUUUAUGGCACCCUAUGUAAGGCUGUGCUCGCUCUUGGCUGUGACCCAGACCAAGUCGUCUCUGGUCUCUUUCAUCCAUUGGCGUUGCAGCUAAUGCGCUGGCUGAGCUCCAGGCUCGUGUCGAUGUCGCCGGUGAUCGAUUCACUGUUCGACGGUUUGAUGGACGAUUCAAAUCCCGCUUUGCGCGAGUUCUCCGGCCUGUGUCUGACAGAAUUCACACGCUGGUCAAUCAGGCGUUCGUCUUAUGAACAUACACACGAGAUCAUUGGGAGAAUCAACAAUCUCGCGUUGCACCCGUUGACGCGUAAACGCGUAGCCGCGGCCGUAGCCUUCAACCAUCUCUACACGAUUCUACGCGAAGACGAUUAUGUAGUAUCGGUCUACUGGCUGGAGAUAUUCUACUGUUUCGUUCGCAGCUUAGAUGGAUGCGACGAUCUGUCGAUCGCGAAUGCGCUGUCCCAUAUCGAGAGAGUAAUUAAAGUCAAAGCAAAUCUUCUUGCCGAUUCUUCCCCCAAUCGACGAAAGCCGCACGAGUUUGAUCACGCGACUCUUACUUAUGCCCUGUACUGGUUGUUGUCGCAGUGCGGAACUCUCGAUGAGCAUUGCCGUGCAAAAUGCAUGGAAUUAUACGUUAAUGUAUCGCAGUAUAUUAACGUGUCGCCGUUGGCACCUGUUGACACAUCGCAGAACAUCAAUUAUGCGCGGGAAAUGACACAGAAUUUUGUCCGGACUUAUGGGAUAAAUCGAUUGAAUGAUAUUAUUUUAAAAGGCUUAGAAUCGGACAUAACGGAUAUUUGCAUCAGUAACGUGAUGCCGCUGUUGAAGGCUCUGGACUAUUACGUUUGGUUGAUAAAGGAGGAACUAUUGCCGAUAGAACUGCUCUUUUCCAAUGGAAAAGUGGAAGAGCAAACGAUUUUUUUCUGUAUUUGCAGUUUUACUGGUCAAUUCUGGAAAGUAAUUGCAGAAUCUUUGGCGGGAAUAUCUAGAGCAGUAAAAUCUAGAGAACUCGAACAACUGCAUGUGUUACAAUGCAAAGUUUUGAUGACUACGUUGAACUUUAUACAAGUGUUACUGAAUGUUGGCGUUAUUUUACCAGAAUCAUUAUGGGAUAUAUCGUUGUCUACUUUAAUGAUUAAAUGUAUAAUGCAUCCGCGAAUAGUUGGUUUUGAUGUGAAAAAUAUCGAGAUGAUGGAUAAAUUGCCACAUGUCUUGAAGAUCCUGUUAAAUUCCAUGAGAUCGAGAUAUAACAAUGCUCUGCCAAAUACCUUCAAGAAUUGUCUUUUUAAUUCUAUUCAACAUUAUAUUACGAAACUUUUUAAUCUACGCAGCAUCGCAAAAAACGAUUUUUGUGACGAUAUGAUCCAACACGUUAACGGAUUGAGCCUGUUACAGCGAUGCUAUAUGCUCGAUCUAACAAUCUUAGAAACGAGCGCUUUUGCGAACGCUGAGCGCACGGUCGAUCAGAUUUUUAGGUUUUUGGUGAGCGAACGUACCAGAGAAUUAGUCUGCAGGGACUUGAGUACGCGAAUGAUUGAAUAUUUGCGUGCUCUGAUGGAACUUCAAUUUUCGUUACUUUCGUUGAGAGUAAACGCUGAAGACAUUAGAUCAAUGACCAUGAAACUGGAGGAACUGAUGACCAAGGAUACCCCCGUAACUAGCGCAGCGUGCACGAUAAUCACGCACGGUGAACACUUUCUGAAUAUAUUCAAGAAUGUAAUUUUCAAGUACAUAUUGACACAUGAGAAUAUGAUCACUGUUGUCUGCGACGAUAUGUGGUACGACAAUUCAUCUUUUCUGCUUAAAUGGAUUGAAGAUCUGUUGCUUUUUUUGAAACGGCAUAGGCAGGAGCUGCAAGUUCACAUUAACGUGGACGUCACAGUUGAUAUAAUUCUACAACAAUUUACUUGUCUGAACAAGGCCGUCUUUGAUGUAGACAGUCGCAAAGAGAGACUAAUGAAUAUUUACAGCAUCGCGGUGCGUCUAAAGUCAAACCCCACAGAAGCCACGCAGAAUCAGGAGUUCUACCAGUGGAUUUUAAAUCAGUUGACGAACAACGAUGAUCUUGAAUACAAGACAAAGAUUCUUAAAAAUUUCUUCGUCUGCUUGACAGACGUAACGGAUCGCGCUGACUUGCAAACAAGCUUGCGGACUCUAAGGAUCUACGGCCGAGCCUUGUGCUCGAAUUUGUCCGAGACGAGUGUGAACGCCAUGAAAGUGAUCGACUGCUUCGGGACACUUCUAGUAUUGCUGUCGACGACUAAAUCGAGGAUAAUGCUCAAGUACGUGAUACACUUUGUCGCCGGUGCUGGCAGCAAUCAUCUCAUCAACGAAAAACUGGAGGAGCAUCUACGCGGAUACUACUACGAAGGAUCUCUCGAACACGUUCUAGAAUCGCUGCAGCAGACCUACGAUGCAUUCAUGGAAACGAAUGCCACUAGUGAAACAGAAAGACUCGACAUUCUACAAGGAUUUCUCUUACCAGCGUUUCAGUUUUGUGAUGCAAUCGCGAUUGAGCGGUUUUUCAAGAAAAACAUCCUAGAUCUGAGAGAAAUGGUUGAUAAAGAUGUCCAUGACGAUGAUGCGGUCAAACAGAUAAUCGUAUCAAAGAUUGGAUGCUUUCAGUUGAUAGCAGUCAUGUUUACCAGAGUGGACGAGAACAAAAUAGAUGCGAAUGGAACGAUCACGCCGAACGAACUGGAUCAAAUUCUGAUCGAUAGGAAUCAUUAUAAAGAAAUGUUCGUAAGCGUCAUGAGGAAUGCGCAGAAGAAUUUGAGAAUAACGCGGCCAGGAUGUCAGAAUCUUGUGCGUUUGUUGCACUGCUGUGCAUACAAUUGCUCGUUGGCGAUUUUGAGUCUAAAGAAGGAGGAGCGUUUCUACAGCUACGCAUUUGACAAGAAAAAACUUUUUAACUGGAAGAUCAUAGAUUGUGAUGUGCAAUAUAAUCUUCGUCAAACCGUCAAGGAGUAUCCGAAAACUCGCAAGAUCACUGUCAAUAUCAGAUCGCAAGUCGAUAAAAAUGAACGACAGACCCAUAGAUAUGCUUAUGUUCACAGCUACGAUCUCUCGGCUUGCACAUUGAGCGAAGACAUUAACGCCUACGAUCUCAACAAAUGCGUCGUGUUACCAUCCAAUUUUCGUCAUUCUGCCUCAACGACGAAUUCUGAUUCUCUUCGUACGCACGAUACAACGAGCUUCUUAAAUAACGACGAGCAUUUUAACGAGCACGAGUGCAUGCCGUAUAUCUGCGUUUUCUUGCGGCACAUCAGAAAGGUGUUUAAGUUAAGUGAUAAAGAGCCCGAAUGGCUUACGAAUUUCCUUGAUGUCAUACAGCUCGAUAAUCAGAAUAUUCAGCUGUUUAUGUUGAAAGUUAUUUUGAACACGGCGGACGAUGUAUUCAAGCCUUACGCCAGAUUUGCGCUGACCAAGAUCAUCAAGGCUGUCGCCAAAUAUCUGCAACAAUACCAUUUGAAUUACAUCAUCACGGACAUUUUGGUGAUACUGAUGGAUUGGCACGACGUGGCUGUGCCAAGCGAUGAGGAUGGCAAGGCAGCGGCACAAAGACUCUUUGAGGUGCUCAUCAGCAAGUUAUUGAUGAGAUCUAAUAAUAUCACCGAUCGCGUAUACAGUUACAAUCUUAGUCUAAUGAAGACCAUGGUAGAGAAGUGGCAUAGCUAUUUACGAGUGCCGAGGGACUUCCUAAACCAAAAAAUAAAAUCCGGCGAUACAACCGCAGUGUAUCUCAUUCUAGUUCUUCUCGACAAUGGCAUGACGGAGGAGAUCGUUGUUAGAAACGACGUCGUCGACUUCUUGCUGAAGCCGUUGAGCGUUUGGAAUGCUAAAGAGGAGACGCCUUUGCAGUGCUGCGAGUGUCUCGGCUUGUACCUACGUUCUUUGGAUGGCAAGCGUGACGAGACUUCUUCAGUCAUAGAGGACAGAAAAUACCAAGUGAAGCAGAAGAUCUUCGCUAUUCUUGGUUCCACGAAACAUUCCGCGAACAUGCAGAACAUGACGAAGCAAAUGAAACGCAUCGCUUGCCUUUGUCGUACUUAUCCCGAGGUGGCCGUUGAUUAUAUGAACGUUACAAUCAUUGCAAUGCCCAAAAGCAUAGCGAUGUCUUAUUGCCUGGAAAUAUUCACGUUGGCAAUGCCGAAGCUCAACGUGCAGAACGUUGUGGAAAAAUUGCACCACAUGGAUUUGCAGAGAAUUCUGAAGAAUCGGAUGCCGUCUUGCGAAAAGAUGGCAUUGCGAAUCGUCCGCGAUAUGGUGACGAUUGUUAUGCCGGUGGAUCUACGGUUCUACGUGGAUCUCGUUAUCCCGUACAUCAAGGACAAUAUUACAGAAUACCGGGAGCUGGUCUACGACACGUUAAUAAGAAUCCACAAGAGAUAUUUGGAGGAUAUCGCGAGGGACGACGACGUGUCCGUGCGCUAUCUGCUGCUCAUCAGCGAGCAAAACCUGCUGGCUGGUCUGCAAGACCCGUCUCACGAUUUGCAAGACAAAAUAUUAAAGUUCUGGACGGAGGAGACGAGUCUGAGGACGGAGAAAUCUAAAGACUGGUUGCUCGCACUUCUGGCCAUGCAUUCGUCACGUAUGACAACGGAAGUGAACGCGUUUGCGACUUUCGUGGCGUUGCUUAUGUUGCAGUUGACUACCAAAUCGAUAAAUUACACCAGUAAGAUGUUCGACGCACCCCUACAGAAUAACUGCACCUUCGAGAAUUACAGGAUACCCGUUUUCUGGAGGAGGCGAAAUCUGAGCUGCAUGACGCCGAUGUUCGUUGACUCGCUUGCCUCCCAAUUGAGUUACGGCACCUUCUCUCAGAGUAUCGAUUAUAACGAUUCAGGUAGGACCUACAUGACUCCUAGGUUUCCCUAUCCACGAGUCGAUCUAGGAUUACGUGCGACGCAGAAUCCGGAGUUUGAACCGACUCUCAUCGACGACGACGACGACAAUGUUGCCGCAAACGUGAGCGCGACACUCGAUAUUUCAUUGUACGACACUGAAUUUGAUCAAACUGCAAUCCCGUCCACGUCGAGACAAUCGCUACAGAGCAUAUCAGGGCAGAGAAGAUUUAGCAGGAUUCUAGAAAACACGUCAGAGGUCGCGAACAUCAACCGCAACAAGCAAAUACAAAAGAAAAUUCAACGAGCAGAAAUGAUUAAGCAGGAGAACAUCAGGCAGAGAAGCAACGUGAAAUUGUACAGAAAUUACAGGAUCGGAGAUUUUCCCGACAUCGAGAUAUCUAACGCGAGUUUGAUCAUACCGCUUCAACAAUUGAUCAAAUUGGAUCAGUUGAUUUGCAAAGACGUGACCGUGGCCCUGUUUUAUUCAUUAAUCAAAGAAACGAUCGAGAGAGAGAAGUCCGAUGAUUUUUGUCGGAUCAUCGUGGAAAAUCUGAAGCGAAUCCUGCACGAUUCAUGUGAGAAAUACAGCUCUUUCAACGCUGUUAUUUUAGAAACAUUGCUACAAUUGAGUCGAGAUGCUCCUACAGCUGCCGACUGCGACCCGCGAGAUGUACUGAAGGCAUCUAAAACAAAUUACUUGAAUGCUCUCGGCGCUCUCCUCGUGGAACACAGUUUACUGCCUCAUGCGCAAGAAGACGGCUCGCCGAGUAAGAGAAUGCGAAGAAGCGACGAUUACGUUCGCAACGAAGAGAUCGGUAAAUGGUCGCAAUUGGCGUCUCUAUAUAAAUCGCUCAACGACGUCGACGUCGUUUUGAGCAUCUUCCGAGGACGACAAUUUUUUGGCCAGGACGUGCAGGAAGCAGCUCUCGCGGAAGUAGACGGUGAUUGGAUUCGAGCGACAGAUGCGUUUACGAAGGCUUACGAACGAACAGAGGAUCCAUCGACAAAAGAGCACUACUUGCAAGGAUUAUUUGAGGCCGUGAACAAUUUGUGUGACUGGUCGCAAAUUGACCGACUCGUGAAAAACCGUGCAGCAAAUGGAGAUUUAAACGAUAUCUGGAAUGAUGCAUGGAAAGACUGGAUGAUCCCGUAUACUUGCGACGCCUCUCUAUACAUUUCGGAAGAGGAAAACUGGGAGUCACACAACAAUGAUGUGGAGGUCAUCCAAUCAUGGAUAUACAAUCGAGACAAAUUGCAAACUCUUAUGCCCACAACAGGCGAAAAUCUGGUGAUAUUUUUGCUGAAGAAGGAUGUGAAAAAGGCGACCGAUUUGUUAAAUGAUUUUUUAGAUAUGACGGGAAAGCAAUGGGUCGAGCUGAGCCCUCUCUGCACUGAACUGGGAAUACGCAAAUUGUUCAAGUUGCAAAUCAUCAACGACCUGGACGCUUCGCUCAAGGUUCUUCGAUGCGCGAACGAAGCAAAAUAUCUGGACAUGUUGAACACAUUAUUGAGAUACUGGACGAUAAAAACUCCCACGAUUCGAGACAAUCUUAUGCAGUGGAACAAAUUAGCUGCCUAUCGAGCAUAUUCCUCGAUGUUGUUCCAAAAUAGUUGCAGAAAACGGAAAAUUCAGAGGGAACUGUAUCGAAUCAAUUAUCAGCUCCGAUUGAACAUCGUCGACGCCGCGUUAAAUCAAAAACACCGAUACAUCGCCGAGAAACAUCUUAAUUAUGUAAAACAAACAAAAGGCUGGGAGGAGAAGCUAGACUUAUUGCUGUUGUUUGAUGCUAGAAUCAAACGUCUAUGUGCCGAUGUCGAGACGAACAUGAACGAAAAGAUGUUGAAUUACACCGAUUCUUGGAAAAAGUUGCAUAAACUGUUGAAAAACGAUGAACUUGAUGACAAUACGAGCACCGCCAUCAGAGAGCAUAUCGGCACGAUGGCUUCAAAGAUUGAAUUCUUGAGCAGAGAAAAUGACGAUUUCGCGAAACAGUUGGCGCGCAAUAGCACGAUCCUACAGGAUAUAGGAGUAGAACAAAGUGCUCGCUUGAGUAAGAUUCGAGAACAUUUACUACUCUACAGCUUGAAUAAUUUACGAUACUGCUGCACAGACACGACCAUCGCCAACGUCGGCGAGCACUAUUGCGCCCUAGCCAAACAUUGUUACGAUAGACUGAUGAGCAUCGAUGCAGAGAACGACGAGAUCUUCCAGGAAUUUCUCUUGUCCACUCUGAGAUCUAUGCAUUACGAUUAUCCCGAGGCUACGCACUAUUUCCCAUGCUUGCUAAAGCCUGAACGAUUGCAGGACAACGAGACGCGAGAGACAUUUGUUCAAGAAUGCGCCAAGUUACGGCCGUGGCUGUUUCUGCGAUGGCGAGAUCUCCUCUUCUCUCAUCUGGGAACACCGUCGAUCGCAACCAUAAUCUUACCGAUUGUCCAUAAGCUCGCCGAGACUUAUCCCGACGCGGUUGUUUAUACGUAUCGCUUUACCGUCGAGAGAAAUUCCGCUAUUCUUCAAGACGAGAAAAUCCAGCAGAUACGCAGACUCUUGGGCAACAAGGCGGAAGAGUACGAACGGUUCAUACAGGCAGUACAAUACGUGGUGCAACCGAAACUGUAUCUGAAGCACUACCUCAACGAAGCAAUAAAGGAUUUGUCUCGAGGAAAAACGGUGGCGACAGCCAUCCUAUGGCUGUUGCAGAAAGUCUAUCCGAAUUCUAUCACACGCGUAGCAGAAGAAAAAGCUCUGCGACGACCGGGUAAUAUCUUCAAUGAAAUAGCAAGAUACGAAAAAGAGAUAAAAUCCUUGAGUUUUAAGAAUUUUAAUGCUGCGCGAAAAGGCUUACAAAGUCUUAAAGAAUUAUUAAACAAGGAUAUUAAUGAAUCGUUGAACAAGAAUAUUAACGUGAAGCUGAAGAAUUAUAGUCCCUUCUUGCACGAGUACGUUGGCGGCUAUAGCGGCGGUAUCGAGAUACCCGGACAAUACAUCGACGACAUCGACGACAGAGAAUCCGUUCCGCGCUAUCACGUGAAAAUUGCACGAUUUGAGCCGCAAGUGGAGGUCAUGCGAUCAUUGCGCAAGCCGAUUCGCAUCGGCAUGGUGGGCGACAAUGGUAGGGAAUACAAGUUUCUUGUGAAAUUUGGCGAGGAUCUAACGCUCGAUCGGAGCUUACAGCAGCUAUAUUCCACCAUGAACAGAACAUUGCGCAACGACCUCAACUGCAGACAGAGACGCUUGGCCAUCGACACGUACGAGGUGAUUCCGCUGUCGAGCUCGUUUGGUCUUAUACAAUGGAUCGAGGACACGAGAUCCUUGGAGGAUCUGAUACAAUUCACUCUAUCAAAAAAGGAGAAAAGUCAUUGCGUGAGUAUUCACAACUCAUACGCGGGCUGGAUAAAGGAUGCGGCGGCAUCCAUGAAGCAGCGAAUUACUGAUGGAUACAAAGAGGCUGUGUCCAGGUACAGCCAACAAACUGUUACGGAGAAAAUGAAGAUGCUGAUCGGAAAGACGAGGCAAACGGCUCUCCGCGACACAUUCGAAACUAUCAGUUCGUCCCCGGAAUGUUUCGUCACGCUGCGACGUAAUUUCAUCACGAGUUACGCGACCAUGUGCGCGGCGCAUUGGCUCGCAGAGAUUGGCGAUCGUCAUCUGCAGAAUACUUUGGUGCACGUCACAACUGGACGUUGCCUGGGCAUCGAUUUCGGCCACGCUUUCGGCAUCGGCGUACGCGCCGUGAUACCGGAACUUGUGCCAUUCCGUCUGACACCGCAAAUUCUCGAGUUGCUGCAACCCUUCACGGAACGGGAUCUGCUGGCGACGAUCAUGACCUAUACGAUGCAGGCUCUGCGCAACGAUCGCGACCCGAUUCUUGCUUGCAUGGACAUUUUCGUCCAUAAGCCUGUUCGGAAGUCGUCGAGUGUCAACGAAGACGAGAUAACGAGCAAUUACAACCAAGAUAUUGAUGCAGAUUUAACAUGGUCAUCCAAGAAGAAUAUUGAUAUAGUCGCGAAGAAGUUAAACGGAAUCCAUCCGUCAAUCAUCACGUUAGAGCAAUUGAAAGAAGCGCAUAACGAUGAAUAUUUUGCAAGAUAUCACGCUAUUGUUACAGGCAAUGAUGAGCUCAAACAAGCACGGGCAGAUAUAAGGAGUGAUCAUUUGACACCUGCGGAACAGGUGGACUGUUUAUUAGAUCAAGCGAAAGACUUGAAUAUCUUGGGGCGCAUGUUUGAAAAUUGGCAAUCUUGGCUGUAAUUCUGUAUGCUAUUCAUAGAAUAUAUGAAUCUUAUGUAUAAGGUACCAAUGAUUUAAAAAAAGGUACAGAAAUCGUCUAUCCACAGAAAGUUUAAAACAUUUUAUACAAUUUUUAAGUUCUUUUAGAUGAGAAAUUACCUCAACUUUUCUAUUUAAAAUAAAAUCGAUAAUUAUAAUGAAGAUAUAAUAUACAUAUGAAAGAUGCUGUUUAUAAUUCUGUUUAUUAACAUAAAUAUUUUCUGUAUUAUAAAUAUAGUUUAUAUAUGUCAUGUAUAUUAAUAGACUUAGCAAACAACUAUUCAUGACUGUACAGGAUAUGUUUGACAAGUUAGAAUUAUGCGAAAAACUGUUAUAAUAAUGUUAAAAUUUCAGACGCAUUUACACAUUUCUCAUAUUAAAAGUCAAUAUACAUUUUUACUUUUGCCAGUUCAUUAUGUAUGUGUGUGUAUGCAAUCGUGAAAUAUUUUUUUAUAUCUCUUGAAGAUGGGCAAAGUUUAUUAGACUUCGCAAAUGUUAGAUAUACUCAAUAAAUUGUUAGAAAUUACUUAUAAUUUAGGUAUAUCACUUAAAAAAUAUAUAUAACACUUGGGCCCAGUUUUUCAUUAUCUAAUUAACUUAUGGUUAAACUUAACUUGAAGUUCUAGCCAAUAAGCUUCACCUAUAGCAUCAUCAUGGAUAAAGCCCAUUGGGUAAAACAUCAGGUAAAAUUUAACCAUCAGUUAAUCAGAUAAUGAAAAAACAGAGCCUUGGAGAAAAAAAUUUGAAUAUUUAUUUUGAAUUGUUGAGAUUUCGUUAUUUUGCAAAGUUAUCUAAUUUGCAUUUUUAAGCAAUUACAAUUGAUCUAUGAUAGAUAUAUAAAAAAUGUCUGUAAAAAAAUCAUAAAUUGAAACGUCACUUAUGCAAACUGCUACUUUACUAUUCUGAAAAUAUUCCAAGCUGUGUUUAAGUUUCUGAUAUUGAAUUCAUAUACAUACGUAUAUAUAUGAAUAAUAAUACAGUAUUAUUGUUUACUAAACUUUUAAAAAUAUAAUUUUGUACAACCACAACGAGAUUUGAAUUAUUAAUACUGUUUAGUCAGCUAUUUCUAAUCUAUUUGCAACAGUAAAUGCAGUCGCUAGUGUAUCGAAAUUAAACUAAAAGCUUAUGUAAUAUGAAUAAAAAAAAUAAUUUUAAAUAUAAAA
Messenger RNA from Solenopsis invicta (red fire ant), 13235 nucleotides. RefSeq names its product DNA-dependent protein kinase catalytic subunit. Gene Ontology annotation, cellular component: nucleus. Gene Ontology annotation, biological process: double-strand break repair via nonhomologous end joining; intrinsic apoptotic signaling pathway in response to DNA damage; telomere maintenance. NCBI's taxonomy places the organism in Eukaryota, Metazoa, Arthropoda, Insecta, Hymenoptera, Formicidae. The record is from RefSeq and is a predicted model, not a curated record. Gene Ontology annotation, molecular function: DNA-dependent protein kinase activity; protein binding.